GCAGUGUUGACGUCAUGACCGGAUGUUGAUAGUAGCAGUGAGCAGCACGACGCAAGCAGGAACAGCUGGAAAAGAACAACAAAGCCACGACCAACGACGACGAUCCCCACAACGGCGCAGUGACACGAAAAUAUAACAACUUUAUUGUUGACAUCGUUUCAGGCAAAACAAGUAUUCGACUCGGGAAGUCAUUCGACAAGUACCCAACGCCUUCUAAGUUUCUACAAGUGUGUGCCAUUGGAACUCCAUGUAUUCUCAAACAAAACAAAACGACACAGCUGCCAUCUACUGUCAAGUAUUUUCAUGACAAGUAUUUUUGACAAUAAAUAGAGUGAGACCCACUGAAGCGGACAGGACAAUGGGGCGCAUCUUCCUCGACCACAUCGGUGGAACACGCCUCUUCUCCUGUGCCAACUGUGACACCAUCCUCACCAAUCGAUCGGAGCUCAUCUCCACACGCUUCACCGGGGCCACCGGCAGAGCCUUCCUCUUUAAUAAGGUGGUGAACCUGCAGUACAGCGAGGUGCAGGACCGAGUCAUGCUCACGGGCAGGCACAUGGUGAGGGACGUGAGCUGCAAGAACUGCAACAGCAAGCUAGGCUGGAUCUACGAGUUCGCCACGGAGGACAGCCAGCGCUACAAGGAAGGCCGCGUGAUCCUGGAGCGGGCCCUGGUCCGCGAGAGCGAAGGCUUCGAGGAGCACGUCCCGUCUGACAACUCGUGAGGCGCCCCGCAGCCCUUUGACAGAACGGCGGAGAAGAACUCACUCCUCCUGUUUACCCCCCCGCCCCUUCUAGCACCACCGUCCUCCCUUUGCCUCCGCGCCCGAACGUCGCCGUUCUGCAGACUUAGUGGUCGACGAUGUCUCGGCAGCCACACACACACGCCUCCUCUUCCUCCACCUCUUCUACCCUUGUCUAGGACCGAUGACUCCAGCAGAGCGGAACACUGGUUGGCAAGUUACAAUUUUCUGAAACUAAUUUACGGAGAAUAUGACUUGUUUUUAAGUGCGCGUCCACACAGAAUACCAACACUGCACUAUGCACCACAUUUGUUACAGUGUACUCAAAUGCAUGUGUAAUUGCAGCCCGAUGAUGAUCCAUCUCGUCACGUCAGCACCACCUUUUGGGAUAUAUAAAGAGAUUAAAACAGGAAACUACAAAGUAACUACUCAACAGUGUUAGAGCAAAUAUCCCAUUCUCUUAACACACAAACAUUUCUGCUAUGCGUUGAGAGAUGUAAUACAGGGUCAGUAUCUACAGUCAUAUCACUUGAUAAUAUAAACAGCCUAUUUUCCUCACUUAAAACAGUAAUCACUGUAUGUGAUAAAUGCAAGAUGCAUUGACUGGCUUCACUUGAUGAGUUUCAUUGUUUAUAUGGUCAAAUGUGUAUGUUACUUUCCCCAUUCUUUUUUAAACUUCAGACUAUUCUGCAUGCCAAAUUUCAGUUAUUGCUGCAGUUCUUCUGUUUGGAUUUCUUAGCCACUGUGCGUGUGAGGUGGGAGGAGAAGUCUCUUUGAGGGGCUCUGUCUUUGGGAUCAAACGCUAUUCGGCCACUUUGUCUUGCAGUGUAAGGAGGGAAACAAAAUGUAUGUUGGGUCUGUUUUUGACAGACCCCCAUUCAACGACGUACUGGCUUAAACCAAAACAGCAUUAGGCCGUAAUAUUCAAUAUGGUUCCCUGGAGAAAACAGAACUGGAGUAUUACAAGUCAACUGGCUUUUCAACAGAUGAGGCUAGGGAAGUAAUUACAUGCCUCUCUUGUACAAAAAGUGUCGCAAAAUUAAGAUUGUUAAAAGAAAAAAAAAAGAUUUCCAAGAGGAUGGGUGACUUUGUUUGGAACAUUUGACAAUGUACUUUGCAAUAUAUAUAUUUGAGAGAAUUUGUUAUAACUUAAUUUUUUAUAAUUUUAUUGAUAUAUUGUUGUUGUGUUAGUGUUCGUAGAAUGAUUAUUUUCCAGGAUGAUUACUGUUUAUAAUUUUAGUUUUUAUCUAUCAUUUUCUUGACAUUACGAUUUUAAGGCUUUUGCAGUAGUUCUGUUGUGAUUAUUUCAAAAUAAAGACAUCAGUAUUGCUGUGUAUAGGCCUACUCUUUGUUUGAGUAAACCCUGUGUCCUGCUGGGUUUGUCUUAUUUGGUAAAUAAAUACAUAGGACAUUUAUCAAGCUUUUCUAAAUAAUUGAAAAUAUUCAUAAUAAUUUCAUCCUUAUAGUAAUAUAAGUCUUUUUUAUUAUGUAAAUACAAAUGUUAUUACAGAUCCAAAAUGUUUCGUAUUUUUAGAUGGCCGCUAGAUGGCAGUAUGAUAUUGACGAACGGGAUGAGAUCUAGGCCUACAUACAUGUGGAGUUAUUCUACUCUAAAUUGUGCCUCCAAAGCUUUUGCUGAGAAGCAUGACUCAUUUCAAUUAUUAUGGCUCUUUGCUUUAGAUGAUCUUUCGUAUUCAAGACUUAAAAAAAAAAAAAAAAAAUCUACCAUUGUAACAUUACAUGAUUGCGUUGAACACAUGGCAUGACAAAAGCAAUCGGAACGAGGCGCGACACAACUUGCAGUGCAAAAUACAACUUGGGAGAAGGAAGUUUGGCGUUUGAAAUUGGUUCUUAAUAGGCUGUGUCGAUGCGUUUCUAAUCAAUGCAGUGGCAGUGCAUGGUGUUAUUUAUAGUGUUGAUGUUAUACAGCUGACUUGCGUCUGCCAUCUCAGGGGAAUAAUCAACAAGAGGCUUGCAGUGAAGAACUAUUAAUGACCUCUGAAGCCCAGCCGUAUACCAAAGAGGCUAGUAUGCGAAAACAAUUGACAAACAUAUGAAGAGGGCAUUACACUUCCAAAUGCCGACCACGGGAUGGAGACACCAUUGAAAAGCCAUCUAGAUGCAGUUAACAGCUAAGUUCUAAAGUAGUCUACAACAAAACCCUAUGUUUCUAUUUCAAUAUGUGAUGAAUACUCCUCAAUUUCGAUUGCAUAAAUAAAUAAUAAAUAAUUUAAUCUAGUCAUAUUAAUAGCCUAUGUUCGACCUUCGAUUAUCAGAUACGUGGUGAUAAAAAUGAAAAGAAACAGACCGUCUACCAGAUUCACGCUGCCAACAUAUAGGCUAUCCUGUAACAUGGGAUAUUCUGGGAAAAAACCCUUUUCGUAUAAUUGUAUCUAUACUUAGCCAAUGAUUCAUACUCCCUUGGAAGCUAUUUAUAGAGCACCUCUAUACCUCAGUGUAUUAACCACGUUUAGUGCAUGUCAUCAUUGCCAGGUGUUUUACCUAACGCAAACUUAGGCCACACUACUUACACACAACGAUAUAGGCUUAUUACUUGUCAACUCUCCCCACGUCCACCCCUCUUCUCUCU
Messenger RNA from Gadus chalcogrammus (walleye pollock), 3332 nucleotides. Its product is annotated as protein yippee-like 5. NCBI's taxonomy places the organism in Eukaryota, Metazoa, Chordata, Actinopteri, Gadiformes, Gadidae. The record is from RefSeq and is a predicted model, not a curated record. The coding region runs from base 359 to 724 and encodes 121 amino acids. The transcript has 4 exons.